Messenger RNA from Cornus florida, 672 nucleotides. RefSeq names its product uclacyanin-3-like. Gene Ontology annotation, cellular component: plasma membrane. The record is from RefSeq and is a predicted model, not a curated record. The transcript is spliced from 2 exons. Bases 33 to 593 code for a protein of 186 amino acids. NCBI's taxonomy places the organism in Eukaryota, Viridiplantae, Streptophyta, Magnoliopsida, Cornales, Cornaceae. Gene Ontology annotation, molecular function: electron transfer activity.
UCCAUUUUUGAGCGUAUAAUUAAGAAAAACCUAUGGCCUUGGCAGCUGCUCUCCUCAUUCUCCUGCUUGCCUCACCGGCAGUCUAUGCCGCAGAUCAUACCGUCGGGGGCAGCAACGGCUGGUCCCAGACCGGAGAUUACACUACUUGGGCUAAGUCUCAAACAUUUAUUGUUGGAGAUAACCUUGUGUUCAAUUAUGAUAGCACCCACAGUGUGGACGAAGUGAGUCAAAGUGACUACACAAAUUGCAAAACUUCAAGCCCAAUUAAAUCCUACACCGGAGGCUCAACCACCAUCAGCUUGACUACUGCUGGUCCAAUGUACUUCAUAUGCCCAACAUUUGGUCAUUGUCAAGGGGGCAUGAAAUUAGCCAUCACCGUAGGGGCCAGUAGCCCCAGCCCUGGUGGCACACCACCCGCCACCUCAUCACCGCCUUCCAGCUCAUCCUCUCCGCCACCCCCCACCACCUCCACGACCUCAUCACCACCGCCGCCACCUCCGUCUAGCGGAGCCACCGGUGAUUUUGGUAACUCGAAUGUUUUGAUGCUAGUGUUGGCGCUUGUUUUGGUGGGCCUCCAUGCAUACAUGGGCUAGGCAAGAGGCAGUGCUAUACAUUGUUCUUGUUUUACUCGAGUUGUGUGGUUUGUGAUUAUGAGUUGUAGUUUUACACUUC